Messenger RNA from Brienomyrus brachyistius, 3473 nucleotides. RefSeq names its product Rap guanine nucleotide exchange factor (GEF)-like 1 (gene rapgefl1). The record is from RefSeq and is a predicted model, not a curated record. NCBI's taxonomy places the organism in Eukaryota, Metazoa, Chordata, Actinopteri, Osteoglossiformes, Mormyridae. Gene Ontology annotation, molecular function: guanyl-nucleotide exchange factor activity. Gene Ontology annotation, biological process: Ras protein signal transduction; positive regulation of GTPase activity. The transcript is spliced from 15 exons. Gene Ontology annotation, cellular component: plasma membrane. Bases 672 to 2543 code for a protein of 623 amino acids.
GCAGACGGAGUUAGCAGGGAGGGGCCACACUGAACACGCUUUCAAUACAUGAGGAUCUCUAAUAAAGCGACCAGAGCGAGCUCACGUUGGCAUUACCACCAAUGUAGCUACUGACUAUUGCAAUAACAUUCAGCUACACGACCCCGCAGAAAAUUCGUAAGAUCGCAUAAAAUCCAAAGGGACAGAGGUACUGCUUCAGCGCCGUGCCAGUUCAAUCGCUUUGUUUUUCGCGUCCUUUAUGUCGUGGCAUUGAGCGAAUAUUUAACAGUCUUACUGCAAGAAAACGACUGCUUUGCAGCAGAGGUGAUCGCUGCAAUUUGAACGACCGUUUUUGGUUUUCCACAUGCCGUAGCCUUUUUUUUUUUAAUUUAUUUUUGACGGCAUUUCCAGAGGCAGUUGCUGAGGGGGUAAACAAGUGCAAAGCCGUCCUCGAGAAGCGCUGUGUGGAGCAGGUUUUUUUUCCGCCAGUGCUCCCAUUUAUGUGAAAACGUCGUAGCUGCAGAAUAGCGCUGCGUUUAUUUAUUACUAUUAUCGACUACUGAUGUAAAGGAUCCGCGAGCGUUUAAAAUAUUGUCUAGGAAGAAGAAAAACAGAAACACGUUAUUCUGUAUUCAUUGCAUUAUUAUUAGAACAGCCGUAACCGAAAAUUCAUUUUUCAUCGUGUAUCAAAAAUGCCGGCAGGAAUGAAGCCACUGGAAAAGUUUUUGAAGAAACAGACAAACGCGCUUACUCGUGCCGGCGGCUUCGGGGAAAAGGCGAGCGGCACGGGGGCGACCAGGCGGCGGCCGAGCCUCUCGCGGGUCGUGCCGUUUUUCAGGGAGACCUCCCCGGACGGCGGGCCGGCUCGGGAGGUGUUUAGCCCGGAAACUGAGGAGCCGCCGUGCUGGCUCCCGGCCGCGGUGGACAUCAGGAGUCCGUCUCUGUCCAGUGAUGAGCAGAGCUCCGAGGCCAGCCUGGAGACGGCGUGGACCCCACUACCCGCGGACACCCCGGAAAACAUCGCCCUGGCGGUCCUGGACAGUGUGGCCGGAUGCAGGCGGCAAGGCAACUGCUCAGCAGAGAUACUCCUGGAUGACUUCAUGCUGACACACCCCAUCUUCCUGGCCCCUGACAGGUUCCAGCAGGUCCUCCUUCAGCAAUUUGGGGUGGAGGGGAAGCAGGGGGAGGGCUGGCCUGGCUGGGAUGGGGUGGAGAGAAAGCAAGCUGUCUUGAGUGUGGCAUUCCGCUACCUGGACACCUAUCGAGACCUACUGCAAGAAGAGGGAGAGAAAUCGAACACCUUCCCCAAGGAGCUGUAUUUAUGCGCUGCUCAGGAGUUGAGCAGAUAUCCAGAGCUGGUAGAGGAUGUUCUUAAACUGCAGCGGUGGACUGAAAUUCUACAGAGUCAAACGGAGGAAGACAAGGACAGCAAAAAGAAGCAGGUACGACCGCUGUUUCGACACUUCCGCCGCAUUGAUGCUUGCCUGCAGCCACGAGAGGCCUUUCGGGGUUCUGACGAAAUUUUCUGUAGGGUGUACAUGCCAGACCACUCCUACGUGACCAUCCGAAGCCGGCUGUCGUGCCGCGUGGGCGAGAUCCUCGCCCUUGUGCAGGAGAAGCUGCAGUACAGCGAGGACCAACCCAGUCGCCCAGGAACCUUGAUACUUGUGGCGGUAACAUCCUCUGGAGAAAAAGCUGUGUUCCGUCCAAGCGAUGAGGCUGUCUUCACCACUUUAGGUGUCAAUACCCACCUGUUUGCCUGUGAGCCACAAGAACUGGAAACCCUGCUGCCAUUGCCAGAGGAAAUUCACUGGACUCCCGGAGACAGCAAGCUGCAUGACAUGAGUGCAGAGGAAGUGGCCAAUCAGCUGGUUGCAUUUGACUGGGAGCUCUUCAGCUGCGUGCAUGAGGUGGAGUUUGUGUGCUAUGUUUUCCAUGGUGAGCAAGCUCGCUGGCGCCCCCUUAACUUGGAGCUAGUACUGCAGCGCUGCAGUGAAGUGCAGCACUGGAUCGCCACUGAAAUCCUUCAGUGUCAGUCUCUUCCUAAGAGGGUGCAGCUGUUGCGGAAGUUUAUCAAGAUGGCAGCAUUGUGCAAGCAGCAGCAGAAUCUAUUGUCUUUCCUUGCCAUAGUUCUUGGGCUGGACAAUCCAGCUGUCAGUCGGCUUCGCCUGACUUGGGAGGGGCUGCCUGGAAAGUUCAAGAAGCAGUUCCAACAGUUUGAGAGCAUUGCAGAUCCAUCUAGAAAUCACAAAUCGUACCGGGAGUUAGUGACAAGUCUUCGCCCACCGCUAAUCCCUUUUACGCCAUUGCUGCUGAAAGAUCUGACCUUUCUUCAUGAGAGCUGCAAGACCUUCCAUGGCGAACUGGUCAAUUUUGAGAAGAUGCACAAAGUGGCUGAGAUGGUACGAGGUAUCAGAAGGUAUCGGACCGGCCAGCUGGUUGUCGAUAUGGAACCAUCCCCCUCCCAUCUUCAGACCAAGGCUUACGUGCGUCAGUUGCAAGUAAUUGACAAUCAAAACCUGCUGUUUGACAUGUCCUGUAAGCUGGAACCUAAAGAGUGUUAAAUGCACUACCCGAUGCACACUGGGAUUUCGCAUAUAUUUUAACACAAUGCUAUAUAGUUGUCUAUUGUAUGGGACCCAUUUUGUUUGCUUUUUUCCUGAAGCUAUAUGUGUUUAGAUGUAUAAAAAUCUUAUUAUCAUGAAUUGCAGAAGGUUUUUUUGGAAGAGAAAGAGGAAUGUAUGUGUAUUUGAUUGGGAAGUGUACAGUUAUAUUAAUAAUUUUCUCCAUAUUCAUGUUAGGAGACCUGCUUUAUUUUUAAUGUUACAUAACUGAAAAGAAUUAGAAAUCUGGAAAAUACCGCUAAUGUUAUAUAAUGUCUGACAAUUGACUCCACUUUGACUACUUGGAUUUGGUAACUAAAAUCUUCUAGGCACUCUGUCGUCUGAAUUGCUCAGUAUUGGUAGAGGCACUGCCUCGGAAGAAGGACAAUCAUUUUCAUAUGGGCACUUACCAUCACUGGUUACAUACUAUCAUGAGUGGGGACCCGAAAAGUGGAAGUAUUUUUGUCGGUGGUGAAAUGCACUUAACACUUCCUGCACUGGGACCUUGUGGAGGGUUGCACGUGCUGCCUGUAUCAUAAAUCUGUAUAUAAUUGUAAAUAGUUAAUAGACAGGAAACUCUAUUUUAUGUAUGAGCCAAGAGAUGGUCCUAUAAAAGAGAAUUUGUUUUGUAAAUUUGAUAACAGUGUACAGUUAAAGCUGUGUACAAAAUGAAGGCUGCUGAGGUUGAGGAAUUGUAUAGAUUCUUUAAUUUUUUUUGUUGUUUUUGAAGAAUUUGUUCUUGUUUUUGUAAAGAAGUCAAUCUUCAUUCUUGAUAAAUUGUUGUAUUAAGCCUGGCCUCCAAUAGAAAUGCAGCUAGCAGGCUGUCUGCAUGAAAGAGCUUUGAAUUCUGGCUGUGGACAUUAUGCCCUAAAUAAAGCCUGUUCUGAUGAA